Messenger RNA from Sorghum bicolor (sorghum), 884 nucleotides. RefSeq names its product vacuolar protein sorting-associated protein 32 homolog 1. The record is from RefSeq and is a predicted model, not a curated record. The transcript is spliced from 2 exons. The coding region runs from base 132 to 416 and encodes 94 amino acids. Gene Ontology annotation, cellular component: cytoplasmic side of plasma membrane; ESCRT III complex; multivesicular body. Lineage: Eukaryota; Viridiplantae; Streptophyta; Magnoliopsida; Poales; Poaceae. Gene Ontology annotation, biological process: late endosome to vacuole transport via multivesicular body sorting pathway; vesicle budding from membrane.
CUUUCCAUUUUUACCCCUUUCUCUCUCCUCUCCGGCAGUUGCCGUUGCUCUGCGGCGCACUCCUGUCUCCUCCUCCUGUCAGUAGCCGCUGCCGCCGACCCUACAAGUGGUGUGGACACGCCGCCGCGGGCAUGUUCGCCUGGAUCCUCCGGGGCUGCCGCGACGAGAGCUCCGCCUCCGACCAGCUCAAGCAGGCUCGUGAUGUGUUCAAGGCCAAAGAGGCGGUGUUGCAAAAGAAGAUCUCUCAAGAGAUGGAACGGGCCAAGGAGUUCACAAAGUCGGGAAACAAACAGGCGGCAAUGCAAUGCUUGAAGAGGAAAAAGUACUAUGAGAGUCAAAUGAACCAGGUUGGAAGCGUUCAGCUACGCAUUAAUACCAAGGAGAGAAUGAUCGCUGAUCACAUGGGCAACAAGUAACACAAAGUGAGAACACAUCUCUGGAACUAUGUAUCGAACACUGACUGCAUUGUUCUGUUCACAUAUGCAAUCUUGUGAGAUGUCAACCAUUGGUGUGUUCUUUGCCAAACAGCACAUCACACUUUAACAUUAGGCCUUGUUUGGAUGUUGUCGGAUUCACCUUAAUCCACAUGUGUUGGAGUGGAUAUGGGUGGAAUUUAGUUCAAUUUCCACUCCAACCCACCCUAACACAUGUGGAUUGAUGCGAAUCCGACUACAUCCAAACAAGGCCUUAGUGUGACCUUAAUACAAGAAUAAGAUAUUGCAUUUUGGACCAGACUUCUUGUUUCCUAGGCAUGACAACACUUAUUUCCUAGCAUGUUGUACAGUGUAUAUAGUGUGAGCCAUACUUGUUUUGCAUCCACAUUCUCAUUGUAUUCAACUGAAUAACAAUUACCAAGUCAUUUGAUGUUUUAAAUUUUUUUGGCA